GCUGUAUAUUUCGCAAACUAUUAGUUGGUCAGUUCUUCUACGUGUUUCACCAUUAAAACUUUAUUACAAAAUUUAAUUUUCGUAUAUAACUUUAUUCCGUUUCCUUAAACGAGAAUUAAAAUGCUCAAAAGUACAAGUCAUGUUGAAGAGAAAGAGCAAAGUAUUGAGAAGCAGUUGAAAGAAUUGCUGGUUUUGCUUGAAGACAGCAAAGACUUUAAAAAGUUCGGGGACCUAUUUGACGACAAGUUUCUCAAGCAGUUCAUCCGUGGGAAGAAAUAUGAUACAGUAAAAGCGUGCGAAUAUAUACAAAAUUAUCUUUAUUUGAGAACGGAUAGAUUUGCCGAAUUUUCACGCACCUUGAGGCCUAGUAUUACCCCGCUAAUUAAUCAUGGCAUGUUGCGAAUGUUAAAGCGGUCUGACCAGGAGGGCAGAAUAGUUGUUCUAGACCGUGUCAGUCGUUGGGAUGUGUCGAUAUUUGAUGCAGAAUGUGGCAUUAGAAACUGGGUUCUCAUGGCUGAUGAAAUUCUCCGGUCGUUAGAUGCAGCUUGUUCCAAGGGUGUAGUCGUGCUAUUGGAUUUUGGCGACUACUCUUAUUCUCAGGCUAGACUCCUGACCCCGUCCGUGGUCCUGAGAGCUAUGAACAUGCUGGUGAACUGCAUGCCAAUGAGAUAUAAAGGAGUCCACUUUAUCAACCAUGGACAUUUAGUUAACAUGUUGGUAACUGGGGUGCGACCAUUUCUCAAAAAGAAGUUGAGGAAUCGAAUUCAUACGCAUUCCAGCACCGCAUCACUUCAUGCUCACAUAGCGUCAGAUAUUUUGCCGGAAUGUUAUGAUGGACAGUUGACUGAAGACGACGCGUUUGACGAGGAAUUUGAAAAAAGAAUUUUCACUCGGGAGGACUUUUAUGAAAAAUUUGCAGAGCGUAUCCAAAGUCCUGGCAAGGCUUGAGGAAUUUAAGAAUUGAAGAGAUGACUACCUCAUCGGCUACUUGAGUUAUUAUUUAAUAAUAUCUGCCAAUCACGCCCAUUAUUCUAUGUUUUGUUAAUUUUUUAUAAGAAUGAUUGACAUAUCGCAGUAUUAUAUCUGUACAUGCAUAAAUUGAUGUUGAAAUACAUCCAUGUGUUGCCCUCUUGAG
Molecule: messenger RNA, 1135 nt
Organism: Folsomia candida
Lineage: Eukaryota; Metazoa; Arthropoda; Collembola; Entomobryomorpha; Isotomidae
Product: alpha-tocopherol transfer protein-like
Exons: 8
Coding region: 121-948 (275 amino acids)
Cellular component (GO): membrane
Molecular function (GO): phosphatidylinositol bisphosphate binding
Source: RefSeq, a predicted model, not a curated record